AUGUACCUGGAAGACUUUGAUGAUCAGAUCUUCACAGGUGAAGAUCGUCCGUUCUCGUCAUUCACGUACAGGAUAGCAGCCGCCAGGAACUUGGGCCGCUUCAUGAGAACCCCUCCUAUCUUGUUCCCAGAAGAUGAGAACAUGGAUAAGAUCGAGUCGCUCCUCACAAAUUGGAAGCUCCACUUGCCUGCCACCAAACAAGACUCUCUCAACAAGGACUGUCGACUUGACGAGAUGAUGUUCCAGGCUCACUUCAUAACCCAUGCGUGCACAAUCAUGCUACACCAGCCCCACUCACAGCUGGACGCAUCUCCCGCGCGAUCGGUAACUUCGUGUGCCCCGUAUCGCCCCGUGCCCUCUGGCGAUGUAUUCAACACCCAUACGCGGCACACCAUCACGGCAGCUUGCGAGAUCUCAAAGAUGAUCACGCACGCCGUGCCCCUCCUGUCGCACACGCACUUCUUCACCUGUGUCAUCACCAUGUCGUCCAUAGUCCACCUGUCUAAGUGGGCGCUCUACUUCAUUCAGGACGAGGAGGACCUGCGCCAGCAGAUCCGCUUGAACAUCGGCGCGCUGAACAAGCUUAGCGCUGUAUGGAAGGCUGCCAACACGGCAUCCGGCCAGGUCAAGGGCGUCGCGCAGGAAAUCUACAGGGCCAAAAAGGCACAGCAGAUCAACCCGGCCUUCUGGGUGGGCUUCACUCAGGAGGAGAUGAUCAGCAGCUUGAAUGCCGAUGAGGGCAUCAUGAGCGAGAUCGACACUUUGUUGACUCAGGUCACGCAAGCUCCAUGA
This is a messenger RNA of Phaeoacremonium minimum UCRPA7, 792 nucleotides long. RefSeq names its product putative c6 zinc finger domain-containing protein. NCBI's taxonomy places the organism in Eukaryota, Fungi, Ascomycota, Sordariomycetes, Togniniales, Togniniaceae. The transcript has 2 exons. Bases 1 to 792 code for a protein of 263 amino acids. The record is from RefSeq and is a predicted model, not a curated record.